AAGAAGAAGAAGAAGAAGAAGAAAGUGUUAUCCACAAAUCAAAGCCGCUUUCUCUGUUAAGCGAUUUUAUUUGCUUUUUCUUAAAAAUUCCGUCCUCUUCGUAAAGCAAAAUCAACCCAUUUCCACCAUUUCUCUGUUAAUCACAAGCACAAAGAACAGAGAGAGAGAGAGUAAAAAACAGAGUGAAAGAGGUUGUUCUUGGCCUUGAAAAGUGUAUUCUGAUAAGGACUUGUGCUCAUCGAUUCCGUAUUGAAUUAUUACCUUCUGGGUUUUUGUAGUAAUUACUGUUCUUCAAUGGGUAUUCAUCCAAAACCCUUUUUCUUUUUUCCACAUUACCCUUCUCCCUCUGUUUUUCUCCUCUAAUCUCUGUUCUUCGUCUUCUUCUUUGCAUGUUCUUCAAUGGGUGUUUUGCUUUUUGUUGUUUUUUAAUAACUUGAGAGUGUUCUUUUCAUUCUCUGUCCUGUUUUUGCCGCUUUUUCCUUUAGAUUUCUCAAAGUUUGUGGGAUUUGAGUGGUUUUCGUUUCUGGGUUUUUACUUUCAGCCCUUUUUCGUUUCUUUUUUCCUGAAAAGAUGCUUGAUAUUUAAGGUUUUUGAUAACGUUUUGAUGGUUGUGGACCGGUAUUAGGUCCUCUGUUCCCUUUGUCUUCACCCUCAAGCUUUUAAAUCAAACCCCCUUUUACUCUUUUGUUAUGAUUCUCCCCUUUUCUCCUCUGUUUCUGUAGUUUAUGCAUGUUAGUUUAAAUUCUUGUAGCUGUUCUUACUGUUCUUGUUCUUGUUCUUCCGAUUAGAACAUUGACCCUUUUUUGUUGAGAUUUCAAAGAAGUAAUUACAUGGAUCGGCGGGAUCCGUCGUUUUCUGGGUCACAAUCUUUCUAUAUACAGAGGGGAAUGAGUAACUCUGGCUCCGGAGGACAGGGGUUGCGUUCCUCUCCUAACCCAAAUGUGGCAUUUCAGACCAACACUGGUGGGAACAAUGUUGGAUCAGGGUUGCCAAUGGACCCUAACCCUGCCCUUUCACCUUAUGGUGGCAAUGUUGGGGCUCAAUCUGGUGGAAUGAUGGGUAGCGAACCGGUGAAACGGAAGCGAGGUCGGCCUCGCAAGUAUGGAACUGAAGGGACUGUGUCUUUGGCACUUUCUCCUUCCCCUUCUGCUGUGAAUCCAGCCAUUGUAGGUUCUUCACCGAAGCGGGGAAGGGGUCGCCCGCCUGGCUCGGGAAAGAAGCAACAAUUGGCUUCUCUUGGUGAAACACUUUUUGGGUCAGCUGGGAUGGGUUUUACUCCACAUGUUAUCACCAUUGGAGUAGGAGAAGAUAUUGCUGCCAAAAUUACGUCGUUUUCGCAGCAGGGACCGAGAGUUGUCUGCAUCUUGUCAGCAAAUGGUGCUGUCUCUACUGUUACACUUCGUCAGCCUUCGAGUUCGGGAGGCACCGUCACAUACGAGGGGCGUUUUGAGAUAAUAUGUCUAUCAGGCUCAUAUGCUCUUGGAGAAGCUGUUGGUUCUCGGAACCGCAGUGGUGGUCUGAGUGUCUCCCUUGCCAGCCCUGAUGGUCGUGUCGUUGGUGGCGGAGUAGGAGGAGCACUUAUCGCAGCAACCCCGGUUCAGGUAAUCGUAGGGAGCUUCAUGUGGGGUGGUUCGAAGUCGAAGUACAAGAAGAGGGAAGCUAUUGAAGGCGUGAUUGACUCGGAUCAACAGGCAGUAGAUCAUGCAGUUGCUAUAGCAAACGUGCAACAGAAUCAGAAUCUGACAUCGACAUCCUCGGUUAGUAUGUGGCCGUCAUCGCAGUCUUUGGACAUGCGCAAUGCCCAUAUCGACAUCGAUCUGAUGCGCGGGUGAGUGAGCGAGCGAGUGAAGUUUAGUCGUAAAUUUUCACACUGGUCUUGUUAGAUUACUUGUGAAAUGUGUAGGUUAAGUGGGAUUGAGUUUGGAUUAUGUUGGUCUUGUUAGAUUAUUAUUGACAUUCUAAUUUGUAGUUUAUGUUUUUUUUUUUUUCAUGUUAACCAAUGAAAACAAAAAUUGUGUCUGAUUCAAAUC
Molecule: messenger RNA, 2030 nt
Organism: Cucurbita moschata (crookneck pumpkin)
Lineage: Eukaryota; Viridiplantae; Streptophyta; Magnoliopsida; Cucurbitales; Cucurbitaceae
Product: AT-hook motif nuclear-localized protein 9-like
Exons: 5
Coding region: 831-1832 (333 amino acids)
Molecular function (GO): minor groove of adenine-thymine-rich DNA binding
Source: RefSeq, a predicted model, not a curated record